This is a messenger RNA of Rubroshorea leprosula, 1484 nucleotides long. Lineage: Eukaryota; Viridiplantae; Streptophyta; Magnoliopsida; Malvales; Dipterocarpaceae. The record is from the annotation of a GenBank genome assembly.
CACUAGAACUCUUGCAAGAAAUAUGGCUGACGAAGCUAAUUUAGAGAAGGUAGCUUUGGAAGAUCAUGUUAAAAAUAUGGAAAAUACUUUGAAGGAAUUGAUGGCUUCCUUCCAAGCAACCUUAGUCACAAGAGCACCUUUGACUACAAAUCCCUUGUUUGAAGGAAAUGUUUCUGUGGCAAAUCUCCCUAUCGCCAUAUCUACUCUUGGAAAGGAGCCAAUGUCAUCUUGCCCACCAAAUCCAACUAUUGGUGGAACUUCUGGGAUAAAGCCAUUUGAUCUAAAUGCUGGUGUUGCUACAACCCAGUCUAAUGAUCAAGAAGAGACUCAAGUUGACAAGUCAAUCACAGAGGAUGAAGACAAGGCAAUUAAAGCGAAGGACAGUCUGACGGGUCCUGCAGAUGCUUGGUUCUCUACUUUAGACAAAAGUAAGGUCAAAAGUUGGCAUGAUUUGACUUACAAUUUUAUGAAGCAAUAUGAACACAAUACAUCACUAGCUCUUAAUAGAGAAGAUCUUCAAAGGGCAGAAAAGAAACGAAGUGAGAACUUUAAGGAAUUUGCUCAGAGAUGGUGUGGAUUGGCUGCUCGAGUUCAACCUCCACUAACUAAUCAUGAAUUAAAACAAGUGGAGGAUGGAAUCAAGUCUGGAAUUAUCAUGGAUUAUCAAGCAACGAAGAGUAUCCUUGAACAAUACCAAAAUGGUAGUUUAGGGGUUUCUAGUUCGAAGAAAGUGGGUCAAAAUCAAAACAAGGAGAAUGAAAAUGGCACUAUAAGCUCAGUUUAUGAAACAUAUGGGAGACAUAAUCAGCCAUGUCCUCGAGGCCAAUUCAAUAAUUCUUUCCAAGCUGCAACCUAUCAACCGACAGUUUGUUCAACUGGUCUUGUUACUCCCAUACCUAUGGUGCCAUUAAAUCCACCAUUUCCAACAGGGUAUAACCCACAAGCAAGAUGUGAAUACCAUAGUGGAGGUGUUGGACAUGACCUUGAAAAUUGUCUUGCUUUAAAGCAUCGUAUCCAAGAUCUGAUAGAGGCAAAGGAGUUACAGAUUACAUUAGAACCCGAACUUGUUGGUCCAAAUAUCACUAAAAACCCCUUACCAACACACGAUUGGUCAACAGUCAAUAUCAUUGAGAAGGAUUUUGAGGAAGGUCAAGAGGUGGCUACGGUUACUCUCACCAAUCAAGUUUCAUCAACUUCUAGAUAGCCUUUAAUAUUGAAGGGACUAGCGCUUACAGUUCCAUUCAAACAAGGUUGAUCUUAGAACUGCUACUGAUGAGGGCUUGAAUAAGUGAACAAUGGAGUUUUUCCCUAUUACUAUUAGUUUGGAAUAAAAUGUGUCCAUCAUGUUAGUUUUCAUUUGCAUUUUCCAAACUCCUUUCACAUUGCAAUGUGAAUCUUUGUUCUUCAUGUUUUAAUUCAUAGUUUUUCAAUUCUUGAUUUUAUACUUCCAUGAGUUCAAUUGUUAAUGAACUUGAAUUCAAUUU